Molecule: messenger RNA, 570 nt
Organism: Seminavis robusta
Lineage: Eukaryota; Bacillariophyta; Bacillariophyceae; Naviculales; Naviculaceae
Source: the annotation of a GenBank genome assembly
AUGGUGCAACCACCUCCGGACCUAACACGUUAUGACGACAACGAUGAUACUGAUAGCAUGGGAACGAGCUUGGCUCAUCAGGAUAUGUCUCCGCCGGACUCCCCAUCCAGCUUGCGGGCAGCCUCACCACCACAUGCCCCUCCCCAACAACUCCACAAACCACUCACUCGAGUCCAAAGGGAACGCACCAGGGAGGCAUGGGCUUCACCUGAGCUUGCCGCUGGCCGCUCCAACAACAUCAGUCCACGGGCCUUUCACUCGCUUCGUGAUGUAAAUGUCAACCGAGGCCACUGGAUGGUGAUCGUUGCCUUCAUGCAGGAACAACAAAUUCAAGCCUAUGAUUCUGCAGGAGCCACCAACACACUGUUUCUCCAAGCUACCCUUCGAUACCUCGCCGAUGAGCAUCAACGAGUGCACAAUCGUGCCCUCCCCGUCCGAGAUUGGUCCCUUUGUGAAUCUACCCCUGCAACUCCUACACAACUCAACGGCUACGACUGCGGCGUCUUCACUUGUGCUUUCAUUGACUGCCUCCUGCGCAUGACACUCCAACCUUUUCUCAAGAGGACAUGA